Hippoglossus stenolepis (Pacific halibut) is the source of this 830-nucleotide messenger RNA. Its product is annotated as C-C motif chemokine 3-like. Gene Ontology annotation, molecular function: chemokine activity; CCR chemokine receptor binding. Gene Ontology annotation, biological process: inflammatory response; immune response; G protein-coupled receptor signaling pathway. Gene Ontology annotation, cellular component: extracellular region. The transcript is spliced from 3 exons. Lineage: Eukaryota; Metazoa; Chordata; Actinopteri; Pleuronectiformes; Pleuronectidae. The record is from RefSeq and is a predicted model, not a curated record. Bases 203 to 484 code for a protein of 93 amino acids.
GUUCAAACACAAAGGAGGUGUUGGGGGGUGGGAAUUAUGCUAAUGUCGUGUGGAAGGACUAAUGUAUGAAUUGGAAAAUGCUGACAUACACAAUUCCGCUUUAGACAAGAUAUAAAUUGGACGCCGAACUGAGACUUAAUCACAGCAAAGAAGAAGAAAGACAGAGAUCAUCAUCAUCAUCAUCAUCAUCAUCAUCAUCAUCAUGAAGACUCUUUGCUUCACCCUGGGACUGCUGCUACUCACUGUCUGCUGCUGCAACGCCAUUCCCAGAGGAGUGAGCUUCACAGCACCUCGGACCUGCUGCCAAAACUUUUCCACACAAGAAUUACCAUCAGAGCGUGUGACCAGCAUAACUGAAACCGACAGAUCCUGUUCGAAGAAGGCAUUCAUAGUCCAAACAGUUAAAGGGAGACAGAUCUGCUACAGCAGGACCUUCAAGUGGGCUCAGGAUGUCUACAAUCUGCUCCACAACACUGAGUAUUAGACAUGUAUUAUUGUGUAAUAAUAUAAUAGUGACAUAACCAUGUCUGGUUUUGCAGAUCUAAAUGGAUCUGAUGAUUUUUUUUAUAUUGCUGUAAAAGCCAAAGUUUUUUCUGAGGACAGUUUGCAUUGACUAGGGUUACUGUAUCUCAGGUUUAAAAAUGUUGGCCCUUGAAACAAUCAGAUGUGGAUUAGUCAUUUGCUGACUGCAGCUACAACACUGUUUGCAUAACUACUUAUGAAUUAAUUUCAAGUGUGUGAAUGUUUUAAAAUCUGUGAGGGUUAUGAUUAAGGAGAUACUGCACAGAUAAAUGUGUUUUUUGAGCUGUGAAAUAAAAUUUUAAACGGUU